Molecule: messenger RNA, 1045 nt
Organism: Triticum dicoccoides
Lineage: Eukaryota; Viridiplantae; Streptophyta; Magnoliopsida; Poales; Poaceae
Exons: 6
Coding region: 112-942 (276 amino acids)
Biological process (GO): endoplasmic reticulum membrane organization
Cellular component (GO): endoplasmic reticulum membrane; plasma membrane
Source: RefSeq, a predicted model, not a curated record
UGGAAUAAGUCAACAAAGGAAACACCACUGGAAUACCACCAACAAGUAACUGAAUGUGUCGAAAUAGGGUUACUCUGCAUGAACUUUGACGCCUAUGCAUGACCUUCCUCUAUGUCGCAAAUAAUGAGCAAAUUUGUUGAGAUGGAAAAUACGAAGAUAAAUCCGCUUAACUGGGAGGAUGACAUGCUUGGAGUUGAGCCACUGGAGCUACAGUUUGAGUAUAAUGAGCAACAACAGAUUUUAUCAUGUGCAGUUGUGCUAAGCAACGAUACAGAUGGUCCCAUUGCUUUUAACAUUCAAUCGACAAGCCUGUUGCCAUACUCCAUUGAGUCAAAUAAGGACAUUGUGAAACCACAUUCUAAAUGUAGCGUGGUCAUUGCACUGCCAGUUACUAGUGCACAGGAUCAUAAGGCAGCACUGCCAUAUAGUGCUAAUAAUAAGCAAUACUCAAAAGACUUCAUCGUGCGAAGUAUUAAAGUGAAUGAAGGUCUUACAACUAAGGAUAUCAACAAAGACAUGUUUGAUAUACAUGAAGAGGGUCACCACAUUGAUGAGAUUUAUUUGAUAGUUGUUUGUGAAGAACCAUGCAACAAUGAGUUCAUCAAGUUUCAAAGGGAGCAGAAGCAGAAGCAGAAGGAAUGUGGAAGCUCCUCCUCAGUCACCGUUUCUCCUCCUCCUCUGGAUGCUUGUUCAGCUGCUCAGCCAACCGCCAUGUCGAGGUGCCAUUUGCAGACGUAUGUGAUCAGGGUAGACAUCACCGCCAAGCGAGACAAGGUCUUGCACAUCAUUGAGAAUACACAUGGGUUUAAGUCAAUUGAGGCAAAAUGGGAUGAGGGGAUGCUAACGGUGGUGGGGCAUAUGGACGUGAUUUCCCUCUUAUCGAGGCUGAAGAACCGCCAGUUUAGACCGCAACUCAUCAGCGUCGGGGAAAGCGAAGCCUGACCCACCCAAACCCGUACUAGUACAUCGACACCAUCGUCUGGGCGUCACUCUACAAUCCCAACAUUGUCAUAUGCUACCGAAAGACCCCCGACGCGCAUGGAUG